Molecule: messenger RNA, 822 nt
Organism: Aspergillus homomorphus CBS 101889
Lineage: Eukaryota; Fungi; Ascomycota; Eurotiomycetes; Eurotiales; Aspergillaceae
Exons: 2
Coding region: 1-822 (273 amino acids)
Source: RefSeq, a predicted model, not a curated record
AUGCACAACGCAACACCCACCACAGCCCCCAAACCCACCGCCGAAGCCGACGUCCUGCUCCUCUACGUGAUCCUGCUAAACGCAGACUCCAACACCAUCAACUGGCCCGCCGUCGCGAAAGCAACAGGAGUAACGCAGCCCACCGCCCGGCUGAAAUGGUAUCGUCUCAAGCAGGAGCUCGAUUUAAAGGUGCAUGCGGGAGGGUUCGAUUACAAGGGGGUGCGGGGUGGUGAGGCUCAGAUUCAUACUCAGGGUCGGGCUCGAGGAGAGGGUGCUGGCGGUGGUACUUCUGCUGCUGCUGCUGAGACCACUGCCCAUGAGGUCGGGUCUCAAUCUACUGCUGCUUGGGGAGAAGGGGCCGGCUCUUCUCUUGAGAAGCAUGAGCAGGAGCAGCAGCCACUACGGCAGACGAACAAGACGCAGAAACAGAAAAAGACGAGCGCGCCGAGGAUCUAUCCGCCGGAGACAUCCUUUAUGUUGUCGGAGUCGGGGUCUGAUGUUGCGGAUGAUGAGGGUGAGGAUGAGGAUGAUUGGGUGGAUGGAACGCAUGGUGGACGGAGGAAGAGCUGUGUGUUUUACCUUGGGGAUCGGGGGGUGAUGCCUGCGGUGGUGAAUGAGGGCAAGUCUGCGUCUGCGACGGCUGCUUGUGCUUCUGCUUCUGAGAUUAUAGCGCCGGAGUUGAGGUUAAUUGAGUCUCGGGAGCGGAUGUCGUGUUGGUCGUCGGAUUCGUCGUUGGUGAGGGUGGGGAUGUGGGGGGAUAGUUCGCAGGGAGAGGAUUGUGCUAUUUACUCUGAUGAGGAUGGAGAGGAUGAGAAGAGUUAA